CAUCACUGCUGGGCACUGACUGACGGCACUGACUGGCACAACCCCUGGGCACUGACUGGUGGCACUGACUGGCAGCACUGCUGGGCUGAACUGGUGGGUGGCACUGGUGGGCAGCACUGGUGGGUGGGCACAGGUGGGUGGCACUGGUGGGCACAGGUGGGUGGGCACAGGUGGGUGGCACUGCUGGGCACAGGUGGGUGGCACUUCUGGGCACAGGUGGGUGACACUGCAGAGUGGCACAGGUGGGCGGAGCUAGUGGGCGCACUGCUGGGCACAGGUGGGCGGAACUUGCGGGUGGCACUGCUG
This is a messenger RNA of Staurois parvus, 306 nucleotides long. The record is from the annotation of a GenBank genome assembly. NCBI's taxonomy places the organism in Eukaryota, Metazoa, Chordata, Amphibia, Anura, Ranidae.